AUGGCCCAGGCAGGCCCCACCCUGAACCGGGAGCCCAGAGCCCCACAGGGGAGGGACACAGGUCCAGAGCCAAGCUCCGCUGGGCCCGUGGCCCGGUCCUUUAUUAGAGAGCAGGUGUCCCGGGCGCGGCCACCUGAGACCUGGAAGCUGGACGUUGGGGGCGGAUUUUCGGCCCAGGUCGGCCAGGACAGGGUCUCGAGAACAGGGGUCUGGUCUUCAGGCCUGUGUUCCUCCUCGGCCACGGCCUCGGGGCCCUCAGGGUCUUCCCGGCAGACAGUGCAGGGCUGCAGCAGAGGCAGGGAGAGAGGCCCCUCGUUCUGUCCGCCACUCAGUCGGCGGUGGCCAGGGUCGAGGUCCGCUGGGUUUCCGUCCACAGGGCCGGCGAAGGCAAGGGACGGGGAGCGCACGGUGUACUGCAGCGUGCACAAGCACGAGCCCCUCGUGCUGUUCUGCGAGAGCUGUGACACCCUCACGUGCCGGGACUGCCAGCUCAACGCCCACAAGGACCACCAGUACCAGUUCUUGGAGGACGCCGUGAGGAACCAGCGCAAGCUGCUGGCUUCGCUGGUGAAGCGCCUCGGGGACAAGCACGCGACGCUGCAGAAGAACACCAAGGAGGUCCGCAGCUCAAUCCGCCAGGUGUCUGAUGUCCAGAAACGGGUGCAGGUGGACGUCAAGAUGGCCAUCCUGCAGAUCAUGAAGGAGCUGAAUAAGCGGGGCCGAGUGCUGGUCAACGACGCCCAGAAGGUGACAGAGGGGCAGCAGGAGCGCCUGGAGCGGCAGCACUGGACCAUGACCAAGAUCCAGAAGCACCAGGAGCACAUCCUGCGCUUCGCCUCCUGGGCGCUGGAGAGCGACAACAACACGGCUCUUCUGCUCUCCAAGAAGCUGAUCUACUUCCAGCUGCACCGGGCCCUCAAGAUGAUCGUGGACCCCGUGGAGCCCCACGGGGAGAUGAAGUUCCAGUGGGACCUCAACGCCUGGACCAAGAGCGCGGAGGCCUUUGGCAAGAUCGUGGCGGAGCGUCCAGGCGCCAACUCGACAGGGCCGGCGUCCAUGGCCCCUCCGCGGGCUCCGGGGCCCCUGAGCAAGCAGGGCUCUGGCAGCAGCCAGGCAAUGGAAGUCCAGGAAGGCUACGGCUUUGGGGCAGCAGACGACCCUUACUCCAGCGCCGAGCCCCACGUGUCAGGAGUGAAGCGGUCCCGCUCGGGUGAGGGUGAGGUGAGCGGCCUCAUGCGGAAGGUGCCCCGCGUGAGCCUCGAGCGCCUAGACCUGGACCUCACAGCCGACAGUCAGCCGCCGGUCUUCAAGGUGUUUCCAGGCAGCACCACCGAGGACUACAACCUCAUCGUGAUCGAGCGGGGGGCUGCGGCGGCCGCCGCGGCCGCAGGCCAGCCUGGGACUGCGCCCCCUGGGGCCCCUCCCCUGCCUGGCAUGGCCAUCGUGAAGGAGGAAGAGACCGAGGCUGCCAUCGGCGCGCCCCCUGCCGCCCCCGAGGGCCCGGAGACCAAGCCGGUGCUCUUGGCCAUGGCGGAGGGGCCGGGUGCCGAGGGCCCCCGCUUGGCCUCCCCCAGUGGCAGCACCAGCUCAGGCCUGGAGGUGGUGGCUCCAGAGGGCACCUCCGCUCCCGCCGGUGGCCCCGGGGCGCUGGACGACAGCGCCACCAUCUGCCGCGUCUGCCAGAAGCCAGGCGACCUGGUCAUGUGCAACCAGUGCGAGUUCUGCUUCCACCUGGACUGCCACCUGCCCGCCCUGCAGGACGUGCCGGGGGAGGAGUGGAGCUGCUCCCUCUGCCACGUGCUGCCUGACCUGAAGGAGGAGGAUGGCAGCUUGAGCCUGGACGGCGGGGACAGUGCCGGCGUGGUGGCCAAGCUCUCCCCUGCCAACCAGCGGAAGUGUGAGCGCGUCCUGCUGGCCCUGUUCUGCCACGAGCCCUGCAGGCCCCUGCACCAGCUGGCCACCGACGCCACCUUCUCCCUGGACCAGCCCGGCGGGACUCUGGACCUGACCCUGAUCCGCGCCCGUCUGCAGGAGAAGCUGUCUCCCCCCUACAGCUCCCCCCAGGAGUUUGCGCAGGACGUGGGCCGCAUGUUCAAGCAGUUCAACAAGCUGACGGAGGACAAGGCGGACGUGCAGUCCAUCAUCGGCCUGCAGCGCUUCUUUGAGACCCGCAUGAACGAGGCCUUCGGCGACACCAAGUUCUCAGCGGUGCUGGUGGAGCCCCCCCCACUGAGCCUGCCCGGUGCCGGCCUGAGCGCCCCAGAGCUUCCCAGUGGCCCCGGCGAUGGCCCCUGAGAGCGGGGCCCGCCGCUGUCCCCUUAGCCCCCUCGCCCUUGCCCUUGGUGGCCUGGCCCCCACUCCUUGGUGGCUCUACCCCAGCCCCUCACAAUAUGGUUUUUACUUCUGUGGAUUUAAUAAAAACUUCACCAGUUCU
Molecule: messenger RNA, 2434 nt
Organism: Condylura cristata (star-nosed mole)
Lineage: Eukaryota; Metazoa; Chordata; Mammalia; Eulipotyphla; Talpidae
Gene: TRIM28
Product: tripartite motif containing 28
Exons: 15
Coding region: 1-2295 (764 amino acids)
Molecular function (GO): transcription corepressor activity; protein binding; zinc ion binding
Source: RefSeq, a predicted model, not a curated record